CUACCUCCCAGAUAAAUCGAUUCCUAUAUUAGAAUGACACACACACACAUAUGCUUAUUUCUGAUUUGAAGGAAGGCAAUGAAAUGAAUACAUCCUCUCUCUGAAAAUCUUAGAAAAAAUGAAGGAGAUGUGGACAACCAUGGCAUCCAUAAUGGGGGUGUGGGCCUUCGGGCAGAGCCUCCUCCACACGGUGUUCCCGCCGGAGCUCCGUUUCGCCUCCCUGAAGCUCUUCCACCGCGUCUUCACCUACUUCUCCUCCUACUGCUACUACGACAUCACCGAGAUCGACGGCGUCAACACCAACGAGCUCUACAACGCUGUCCAGCUCUACCUCAGCUCCUCCGCCUCCAUCUCGGGCACCCGCCUGAGCCUCACGCGUGGCCUCAACUCCUCGUCCAUCACCUUCGGCCUUUCGAACAACGACCGCCUCAUUGAUUCCUUCAAGGGGGCCACCGUUGAGUGGGAGCACGUGGUCACCCAGCGCCACUCCCAGACCUUCUCCUGGCGGCCCCUCCCGGAGGAGAAGCGCGGCUUCACCCUCCGUGUCAGGAAAAAGCACAAACACCUCGUCCUCACCUCCUACCUCGACUUCGUCAUGGAAAAGGCCAACGACCUCCGCCGCAAGAACCAGGACCGCCUCCUCUACACCAACUCCCGCGGCGGCUCCCUGGACUCCCGCGGCCAUCCGUGGGAGUCCGUCCCCUUUAAGCACCCCAGCACCUUCGACACGUUGGCCAUGGAUCCCGCCAGCAAGGCCCAAAUCAUGGCCGAUCUAUUGGAUUUCGCUAACGGUGAAGCGUUUUACCAGAAAACCGGCCGGGCAUGGAAGAGAGGCUACUUGCUCUACGGCCCACCGGGCACCGGAAAAUCCAGCAUGAUCGCCGCCAUGGCCAAUUUCCUCGGCUAUGACAUCUACGACCUCGAGUUAACAGAAGUUAACACCAACUCAGAGCUCCGGAAGCUCCUCAUGAAGACCACUUCCAAGUCGAUUAUCGUUAUCGAGGACAUCGACUGCUCGAUUAAUCUCACUAACAGGAACAAGGCCGCCGCCGUCAGGAAGAAUAUUAGUAAUAAUAACAACAAUAGCUACGAUGUAGCGGCGUCGGGUGCAAGCGGCGGCGACGAUGGCCCUAACACAAUUACGCUCUCCGGUCUACUGAAUUUCACCGACGGGCUGUGGUCGUGCUGUGGCAGCGAAAGGAUCUUCGUGUUUACGACGAAUCACAUCGAGAAGCUGGAUCCGGCAUUGCUGAGGAGCGGGAGGAUGGACAUGCACAUCAACAUGAGCUACUGCACCUUGCCGGCGCUGAAUAUUCUCUUGAAGAAUUAUUUAGGAUAUGAUCUGGAGAGGGAGGCGGUGGAGGAAUUCGCGGCGGUGAUCGAGCCGGCAGAGAUGACGCCGGCGGACAUCAGCGAGGUGCUCAUCAAGAACCGCCGCAACAAGAGCAAGGCCGUAGCGGAAUUGCUGGAAGCGCUCAAAAUUAGGGCGGAGAAAAGCGGGAUGAAGAAAUUAGGGAAUAAAAUGGUGGGCCAUGUAGAAGAGGAAGAGGAAGAGGAAGAGGAGCAGGAGAAGAGGGCUUUGGACGAACAAUUGCAAGAAAAUAUCAAUAAAUUUGGAGAUGAAAUCUGAGUGUUUUACCAAAGGAUGAAUUUUGAGACAAAUUUGAUGUCAUUAUUGUUUUUUUCUGCUUAAAUGAAUUUAGUUAGUACCAAAUAUAUCGUACCCAAAAAUCGAAUCUUU
Messenger RNA from Salvia splendens (bonfire salvia), 1741 nucleotides. RefSeq names its product AAA-ATPase At5g57480. Lineage: Eukaryota; Viridiplantae; Streptophyta; Magnoliopsida; Lamiales; Lamiaceae. Gene Ontology annotation, molecular function: ATP binding; ATP hydrolysis activity. The record is from RefSeq and is a predicted model, not a curated record. The transcript has a single exon. The coding region runs from base 119 to 1630 and encodes 503 amino acids.